AUGCCAAAAGCAAUCGUUUUCCCUGCAUCAAAUGAUGCUCGCAAGAAGGACAAGACCUCUAGAACGAGACAAAGCGCGCGUGCAUCGAAGACACAACUACGGCAAUUUUUAAAGGGUUUCCCUGAUCUCGCUGUUGGUACCCCUAAAAGAAGCAACUCAAUUAGCGAGACUUUAUGGAGUUCUGAAGAUUCUGAAACAGAUAUACGUGCUUCCUCUAGCAAAAUAAAGGGUAAUUCCCCGAUGAAAACGAGAAGCGCUCGAAAGCGCUUCGAAGAUCAAAACCGAAUUAUGAUCAUCCUGGCGAAUGCUUCUUUGUUGAUGCAGCCACUGAAAAUGCCGUUCAUCACAAUGCCAAAGACGUAUGGCCAGAUGCACUCUACAUUCGGCAGCCCAACAUAUAAGCCUGAAAUUCCCAUGUAG
This is a messenger RNA of Wallemia ichthyophaga EXF-994, 420 nucleotides long. RefSeq lists its product as uncharacterized. The transcript is spliced from 2 exons. NCBI's taxonomy places the organism in Eukaryota, Fungi, Basidiomycota, Wallemiomycetes, Wallemiales, Wallemiaceae. The record is from RefSeq and is a predicted model, not a curated record. Bases 1 to 420 code for a protein of 139 amino acids.